UCCUAAUGCCGUGCUCGAGGUCAUCCUCGUCAACCUAUUACAGUCGAACUGCGCCAAGCAUCUCAUCCGUCACUCCAGCAGCAUGGAUUUUGAGACACAAACAUUCUCAUAAGAGUUUAGUUAGUUUUGCGGUCAUUACUCGCACGCGCUUCGAGAUGCUAGAUCAGGAUAUCAAGGCAUGCACUGUCCUUCAACAAACAGUGGUUCAACUGCAGCAGCAAGCUCUGGAACGCUUGACAGUCAUUCAGAACCGAAUCGAGACUCUCAUCACCCAGACCUUCAAGCUCCACGAGUCUUCCAUCCGCGGCUGUUCGUUGCCCUUCCUAAGGUCGAACAACAAGGGGAUAUUCACCGAGGAGAAAGGCAAGGUUGAGAUCAAAAUCGCAUCACCGUCUGCAGCUGAGCAGUUUUACGACGCGCUAGUCAAGGCACGCGUAGUUCAGGAGCUGGAGAUUACACUGCAGUGA
This is a messenger RNA of Gamsiella multidivaricata, 467 nucleotides long. RefSeq lists its product as uncharacterized. Lineage: Eukaryota; Fungi; Mortierellomycota; Mortierellomycetes; Mortierellales; Mortierellaceae. The record is from RefSeq and is a predicted model, not a curated record. The transcript is spliced from 2 exons. Bases 6 to 467 code for a protein of 153 amino acids.